UCUCUGUGCUGUGUGUUCUAGGUGGGGACCUCUCUGGAAGCUCUCUACUGCAGCAGGGUCCCAGGGUGGGGGACAAGGAGGAGGAGGACAGAGAGACUGGGGACAUGGCCUUUCUGAAGGACCUCCUGAGCCCUGGACCAAUGGACGCAGACGAGUUCAGUCGAGAGUGGCAAGGCACCUUUGGCUGCUUGGAGUUCUCAGACCCUGUCCCCCCCACCCCCAAUCUAGUCCCUCCUCCACCUACUGGAGCGGCCUGCCCCCCCUCUCAGUCCCCCAGUCCCACCGGCUUCCUGCCCUCCCAGCUGCUGGACCACAGUCUGAGUUCUACAGGCUGGGCGACGCCUCCCAUGUUCCAGGCUCCGCCCCUACAGUCCCCAGUGUCGGGCCAGGUCCAGUCAGCUAAGGGUGGCCCAAAGUCAACAGCCAAUGUUCCUAAAGCUGCAUCGCGGGACAUGUCUGCAUGGUUCAACCUGUUUGCUGAUCUGGACCCCCUCUCUAACCCUGACACCAUCGGACGCUCUGAUGAUGAGAUCCUCAAUGCCUGAGGGGGGUGUGUAUGUAGUUACUGUAUACUUUGUAAUGUCUGUAAUAUUCUAUAUUGAUGAUUGAGGAGGAUUUGACUGAGAUUCAUCUUCUAUACAGGAUAUGUACUGUAAGUGGGGUGGGCUUAACCUUAGAGAUAUAAUAUAGAACCUAACACCUGAUUGGUUGGCCCAACAACCUAUCACCGGACCGGGCUCUACCAGUGACAUGGUCUAUAGUACUAAUUAUAAAGCGGGUAGUUUGGGUCCUGAAUUCUGAUUGGCUGAAACAGCAUUCCAGUGUUGUGUAUAUCAGACAACAUACCACAACUCCUAGUUUCCUGUUCCGUUUAUGUUGGUGAGCAGUUUAGAAUAGCAAUACUGGGUUGGUGGUAUAUGGCCAGUAUAGCACUGCUAAGGGCUGUAUCCUGGACCUCUGCUUCGCGUCGUGCCAACAGCCCUUAUGCGGGGUAUAUUGGCCAUAUAUCAUUAAACACAUGGACCCAGAACUUGGACCCAGAGACCCAGAACAUGGGCACAGAGACCCAGAACAUGGACCCAGAGACACAGAGACCCAGAACAUGGACCCAGAGAACCAGAACAUGGACCCAGAGAACCAGAACAUGGACACAUGGACCCAGAACUAAAUCGUGCAGAUGUGAGUUAACUGAGAUGAUGUCUAAGAUGGUCUAAUCAUGUAAACUGCAGCAUCUGGUUCUUGUCUCGACUUCAAGAACUGGAUUUGAUACAUCUCACCUUGCUAAUACUACCAUACAGCCCUUUUAGCAGGUAGGAUUUAUACUGUACUGUAGUCACAUAGAUCACCUAGGAAACAGCUUGUUCUACCUCACUGAAGCUCAUAUCACUGAUUCUGUUUUCGUGAUACAGGAACUCUAGAAGCUUUUCUCUGUGUGAUGUCACUAUGGGGUAUUGUGAUGUCACUAUGGGGUAAUGUGAUGUCACUAUGCAUGCGUUUGAUGAUUGUUUAUCAGAAGCAUAUAGCUCUGAUCUUUUCAUGAGAAGAAUGGGAAUAUUGUGCAGACGUAAGUCUCACGAUGCAGUUUUUAUUACUUUACAGGGCAUUCAGAAAGUAUUCAGCCUUCAGCUUCAGCUUUAUUUGAUUCAACUAUACCUUUUAUUUCACUUAAAGGAUGUGUAACGUCACAGGAUGUAUAUCAAUCACAAAUGCUUUGAUUCAACUAUACCUUUUAUUCACUUAAAGUGUAACGUCAUAGAAUGAAACGGUUAUCAACAGACAUGUUGAAGGAUCUUUAUUAAACUGUUAUUUGAGA
Oncorhynchus keta (chum salmon) is the source of this 1813-nucleotide messenger RNA. RefSeq names its product islet cell autoantigen 1-like protein. The record is from RefSeq and is a predicted model, not a curated record. The transcript is spliced from 3 exons. Gene Ontology annotation, cellular component: Golgi apparatus. Lineage: Eukaryota; Metazoa; Chordata; Actinopteri; Salmoniformes; Salmonidae. Gene Ontology annotation, biological process: regulation of transport. Bases 105 to 545 code for a protein of 146 amino acids.